This is a messenger RNA of Paraglomus occultum, 822 nucleotides long. Lineage: Eukaryota; Fungi; Glomeromycota; Glomeromycetes; Paraglomerales; Paraglomeraceae. The record is from the annotation of a GenBank genome assembly.
AUGCAAACAGUUCGGCUAGCAGAUACGUCAGGGAAAAUUAAAGACGACUAUCCGACCGAGAUAACCGAUUACGUAGAUGCUAAACCCCUGUCAAUGCUUAAAUCUUUUCUUGUCAUCUUUCUAUGUACCUUACUCAAGUUUGAUUUAGAAGACUUUAAAUCACGUAUCCAUUCGCUAAACAUCCCAUACGAAAACUAUCAACGCAGGAGAGCACCAAGAAUAGUUCUUGUCCUUGGCAUCAUGAUAUUCGGAGGAAUCAUCGAUUGUAUCGUUUUGACACAGAUAAACGGCGGAUGGGAACGAUACGCUGUCGUGGUAAUAUCGACAAUAAUAAUACUUUUAUCAAUAAUCUGGCUUAUAAAUUAUAUAUUGCGGGCUAAAGAUGAGGUGGCGAACGAACGAGAGAGACUCAUCAACGGAUUCAAUAGUGAAGACAACAGUCGGGAUAUCACUUGGCUGUUUGUCAAAUCUUCACGGACAAUGUGCAUUCGGCAACCUGAUCAUCUAAUAAUGGAGCUCGGCCGUCCCCCAGCUUCACGAUCUCUUCCAUUCGUUCACAAUAUAUUAAUAGAAAAGGGUGAAAGUGAACCAUAUUCUCCACCAGCCGUUCACGAGAAACCUGGUGAAACUCGAGACGUUGUUGGAAUAGUCGUUCCUCCUUGCGAACAAUUUCUUAAACAACUAGAAGAGACGACACCUUGCACAAUAGUGUCUAUUGAAGACUUUGAAGAAUCUGUUGUAAGAAGAAACGCUCAGAGACACUGGCGCCGAUACAUAAACCAAACAGCAGUCCCUGCUAUCAAAAAGGGAUUGCGAAGAUAA